GGGGAAAAAAAAGGGAAGAAGAAAAACGAGGCGACAAAGCAGCGAUAACUGCAUGAGAGGAGGACGCCCCAUUCCAAUAGCCAAUCCUCACCUAUCGCACUCUGCUGCCAGCCGGCCAAACCUCAGGUACUGGGCUACUCCAUAAAGUCGGUGUGUAGCUUGCGGAUCCUGUCCCAGACUUUUUCCGGCUCCCCUCCGGCUGGCAUUAGUCUUAGCCACGGCCCGGUAUCACGCCCCGUCGUCUACUUUUUCCCUCCGGUCUUUCGUUGUUUGCUUUUAUUUGGCCUGUCGCCAUGUCGUUCGCAAAGAGUAUGCCAGCACAGCGAGUGCCGGCAUGGAAGCGAUUGGGUCUUAAGCUCAAAGGUUCUGCCGACAAUGACAACACAUCUUUGCUGCCGCCAAGUCAGCCUGCAGCAGUAGCGACAAGCUCCCCGUCGUCCAACAUAAGCGGCUACAGCUCCAACAACAAGCGCAAAGACUAUCCCGUCAGCAACGGCACCGCCGACGAGGCCUCAGUCAGCAAGCGCUCACGCACCGACCUCGAUCGUCCCUUCCAAGGGCGCCGCAAGUCUGUGACCUUUGCCGACGGCACCAAGGAUUCCGAUCCCGUCACGCCAGCAGCCACUGAGACUCCCUCAAAGCCAAAGCCCAAGAAAAUCAAGAAGAAGAGCAAGGGAUCCAAGACCGAAAAGCAGCCGGGGCAAGACUUCAAGCCAACACAAAUCCAACCAGAGCUCUCCAAGUACCUCCGCGAGUGGGAAACCUCGAGAGAGAACUGGAAGUUCAAAAAGAACUACCAGACGCUUCUUAUUAAAUACGCCUUUACACCUGAGAUGGUGCCAGCUGCCGACUUUGGCAUUUUCCUCAAAUAUUCCCGCGACAGUAAGGGGGCUUCCCGCGACUGGCUCAAGAAGUCGGCAGAGGACGUCAGGAAGAAGGAUCUGGGUUUAGCCGCCGCAAGUACUGGGGACGUCGCGAAAGAGCAGGAGAAAUACGCGAGUCUCCUCGCGACAAUGCUACAGUCGCACCCUGGCAGUGGCACUAAUGCCAAUGGCAAGCGAGUCCGCGAUGAUUACAACGAGGAGGAUUUCGUCAUGGGUGGCACAAAUGCCAUCGACCCACGGGACCCUGAAGUGACGCAGCGUCUCGUCAAAAGACUGCGAGCAGAGCUGGUUCUCGAUGAGCUUUCCAGUGGAGAUGAUUCAGAAGCCACGACGACGACAACAGGAACCUCAGAGGCGGCGUCAACCCCUCGAGAGUCGACGUUGGCAUCGACAUCAGAUGCAGCUGUCGCGGGGGAUGUAGGCGCAAAGGAUGGCAGGCGAAAACGCAAUCGCAACAAAAGGACACUUGCCGAAGACGACGCGAGUAGUAGCAGUGAUAGCAGUGACGACGAGGAUGCCGAUGAUGCGGAUGAGGAUGACGAUACUUCGAGCUCCGGAACCAGCAGCAGCGGUUCGGAAGAUUCCGGCUCCGAGAGCGAAGGGACACUACUGAGGUUACAGCAACAGCGCGAGGAGCUCGAUACUUCAUCCGAGUCUUCAAGCAGUAGCGAUUCAGAUUCGGAUAGCUCGUCGGACGGCGAGGAGCUGUAGCAUAUCGAUAGCAGAGCAACAUCAGACAUCAAACCCUUUCCAUUUGACCUCGUUGCCAUGCGACCCCAUCAAUUGUCUAUAUCACAAUUAGUUCGCCAUACUGAUGGC
Messenger RNA from Pyricularia oryzae 70-15, 1703 nucleotides. RefSeq lists its product as uncharacterized. The record is from RefSeq and is a predicted model, not a curated record. Lineage: Eukaryota; Fungi; Ascomycota; Sordariomycetes; Magnaporthales; Pyriculariaceae. The coding region runs from base 294 to 1595 and encodes 433 amino acids. The transcript has a single exon.